Cantharellus anzutake is the source of this 355-nucleotide messenger RNA. RefSeq lists its product as uncharacterized. The coding region runs from base 21 to 320 and encodes 99 amino acids. The record is from RefSeq and is a predicted model, not a curated record. The transcript is spliced from 3 exons. NCBI's taxonomy places the organism in Eukaryota, Fungi, Basidiomycota, Agaricomycetes, Cantharellales, Hydnaceae.
CAUGCAUCCUUGCUAUAAAAAUGCACCACAAAGAUUUCCACCAUCUCCUCUCCCUUGCAUGUACCGACAAAAAACGGCCUGUCCGAGUCCAAUGGGACCCUGAACGAACACCAACCCUUGGCGUUCUUCCCUAUCGGAGCAUACAAAUUGGGAUUGGGAGACAGGUUAGCGAGAUGUGGGUAAAUGAGAUGAUUGUCGCAAAGGCACUGAAGGACGCCAUUGAGAAGGAGCCAGAUUUGGAAUUGGAUGAAUUGAUUAAGAAAGGGUUAAUGCCCGUGGAAAGGCCUUAUCAGGUGUCAGAGGACUUUGUAAUAUUCUAGAGACGGAUUCAGCAGAAAACAUAUUUGAUGAAUUU